Aureobasidium uvarum is the source of this 927-nucleotide messenger RNA. The record is from the annotation of a GenBank genome assembly. NCBI's taxonomy places the organism in Eukaryota, Fungi, Ascomycota, Dothideomycetes, Dothideales, Saccotheciaceae.
AUGGCGCCCGAAAAGAAUGGAAGAGUCGUCUUCAUUGGCAACAUCCCUUACGAACAAAUCAUCGACACAUUUGGAAGAGUCGGCUCGGUGAACAACUUCAGACUGGUACACGACAAGGAGACUGGUAGACCAAAGGGCUUUGGUUUCCUCGAGUUUGCAGACCCAGAUGCUGCUGCCUCGGCGGUGCGCAACCUCAAUGACCACGAAAUCAUGGGUCGCAAGUUGCGCGUCGACUGGUCCAACGACAACAGUGGAGGCGGCGGCAACAACGACAACUCCAACAACAACAGCAACAACAGCAUGCAGCAAUCACACACUGGCGACAGCUCAAACCAGCAGCCUCCGAUGCUUCCUCCUCUCCCGCCUGGCACCGACUUGCCCGCAGGUCUGACAUGUCCUGAUGCCAUCUCCAAAACACUCAGUGCCAUCCCGGCUCCUCAAUUGCUUGAUAUCAUCUCGCAAAUGAAGGGUCUGGUCAUGUCGGAUCCCAACCAAGCAACAGAGCUUUUGCGCCAAGCUCCCCAACUCGCCUACGCCAUCUUCCAGGCACUUCUGCUCUUGGGCCUGGUAGACACGAGCAUGCUCAGCAGCAUUGUCCAGGCCUCCGCUCCUCAAAACCCACAAUUUCCUGCCGCCGCACCUGUUCCUCCACCACCAAUGCCCCAGCCUCCUCAGGCCGCGUACGCUCCCACCCCUCAGCCUGGCUACCCAGGAUACCCUCAGCAGCAUUACCAACAAGCUACACCGCCGGUCCAACAGCCUGCUUUCGCUCCACCACCACCCCCUCAACAGGCCGCUGCAGCUAGCCAGCAGGAUCUGAUUGCUCAGGUUUUGUCUAUGACGAUUGACCAGAUCAACCAACUCGACCCUGUGUCACGCCAACAAAUCAUUGCUCUGCGCGCUCAGCUCGGUGCGCCUGUUGCUUGA